AUGGAGGCCAAGAAGGUCAUUGAGCAAGGCUGGCGAGGAGUCCUGGAUUUCACUGGAGACAAGAUAUGGAAGAUGCCAGAGUCUUCAGGUUUUCCCCAGAAAGCUGUCACCAGGUCCUUCCGCCCGGUUACUGUUGACGGUGGCAGGUCUCGCCCCUCAUUGGGUGACGCGAUCUUGGGGAAGCAACCAGCCCGGGACGCGCGAACUGGUGCCCGGCCCCUGCUCCCGGCCCGACCCACGCACCCGCGCGGCUGGAGGAGUUCCGGGUCUAACCGCGCGCUGUCCCCAGGCUCACACUCGCUGCGGUAUUUCACCACCGCCGUGCCCCGGCCCGACUUCGGGGAGCCCCGGUUCAUUACCAUCGGCUACGUGGACGACACGGAGUUCGUGCGCUUCGAUAGUGACGCGAAGAAUCCGAGGAUGGAAGCACGGGCGCGGUGGAUGGAGCGGGAGGGGUCCGAGUAUUGGGAGGAGCAGACCCAGAUAGUCAAUGGCCAAGAGCAGAUUUACCGAAUGAACCUGAGGACCCUGCUCUGCUACUACAACCAGAGCGAGGGCGGCUCUCACACAGUUCAGGAGGUGCAUGGCUGCGAGGUGGGGUCUGACUGGAGAUUAGUCCGCGGGUACUGGCAGUUCGCCUACGAUGGCCGCGAUUACAUCGCCCUGAACGAAGACCUGAAAACGUGGAAGGCCACGGACUCUGCAGCGCAGAUCACCCGACGCAAGUGGGAGCAGGCUGAUUUUGCAAAGUAUUACAAGAACUACGUGGAAAGGACCUGCGUGGGGUGGCUCGACAGAUACCUGGAGAACGGAAAGGAGACGCUGCUGCGCACAGGUGCAGUGGCCUCUGGCAACUCUUUCCUCUGCCCUCAGGUUGGGGCUCAUCCUGAGGAAGAGGAAACCAUCAGCUGGGCACAUGUGACCCUUCACCCCAGACUUGAAGGUGGUGUCACCCUGAGAUGCUGGGCCCUGGCCUUCUACCCUGCUGACAUCACCCUGACCUGGCAGUUGAAUGGGGAGGACCUGACCCAGGACAUGGAGCUUGUGGAGACCAGGCCUGCAGGGGAUGGAACCUUCCAGAAGUGA
Messenger RNA from Rattus rattus (black rat), 1086 nucleotides. Its product is annotated as class I histocompatibility antigen, Non-RT1.A alpha-1 chain-like. The record is from RefSeq and is a predicted model, not a curated record. Lineage: Eukaryota; Metazoa; Chordata; Mammalia; Rodentia; Muridae. Gene Ontology annotation, cellular component: external side of plasma membrane. Gene Ontology annotation, biological process: immune response; antigen processing and presentation of endogenous peptide antigen via MHC class I via ER pathway, TAP-independent; antigen processing and presentation of endogenous peptide antigen via MHC class Ib. Bases 1 to 1086 code for a protein of 361 amino acids. The transcript has 5 exons. Gene Ontology annotation, molecular function: signaling receptor binding; peptide antigen binding.